AUACUUGCUUUUGAUGAUGGGUAUUUUCCAAAUCUAUUGGAACUUCUCUUAGAUCCAUCAGAAGAAGUUGCAAAACGUGAUCUUCAGCUUCUUGCACAAUUAUCUUCAAGUUCUCAAGAUGAAUAUUUUCCAAAGUUUAUGGUUGACUUGUUGAAAUUGUUUGCUACUGAUCGCAAAUUAUUAGAAAACAGAGGAAGUCUAAUUAUUCGGCAUUUAUGUCUGAGUCUUAAUUCAGAAAGGAUAUACAUGAGUUUUGCUGAGAUUUUGGAAAAAGAAGAG
This is a messenger RNA of Entrophospora sp. SA101, 279 nucleotides long. NCBI's taxonomy places the organism in Eukaryota, Fungi, Glomeromycota, Glomeromycetes, Entrophosporales, Entrophosporaceae. The record is from the annotation of a GenBank genome assembly.